Messenger RNA from Coprinopsis cinerea okayama7#130, 2925 nucleotides. RefSeq lists its product as hypothetical. The transcript has 9 exons. The coding region runs from base 1 to 2925 and encodes 974 amino acids. The record is from RefSeq and is a predicted model, not a curated record. NCBI's taxonomy places the organism in Eukaryota, Fungi, Basidiomycota, Agaricomycetes, Agaricales, Psathyrellaceae.
AUGCCUGCCACCCCGGAGUUGUUCAUCGCCUUCUCCAUCCUCCCUUCGGGCGAGCCUCGAUGGCUUGACGUACGAUUUCGUUUCUUCUCUGUCCAUGUCCACUUUCUCUUCGCCGCAUUCUCGUCAUUCAAGAAGUCGUACAACGGCUUGAUUUCUUCUAAAUUUCUUCUGCUGGUCAUUUUUCAGGAAACUCGGUUGCAGGACAAUCGAAGCAUCCAACGGGAAUCCUCAUCGAUCUAUCCCUUCGGCACGACACGAAAGGUUCAAUUAACUUCACGCACUACCCCGGCACCUCGCGACUCGCUCGACACCAUGUUUCAACGUUCACCUUGUGGUACACAUGCAAACAAGGUCUCGGCGUUCAGGUCACCCUCUUCGGUAACCAAGGACUCCUCAACAACGCAUUGCUCCAAGGAGGUCAGACAAGCAAGUUCAAGACAACGAUCCUCCAACCAUAUCGCCUCGCAACCGGAGGAACCUGAUGGCUCUCGAGGACGAUUUGAUUUCUCUGCCAUCGGUCGUCGGGUUUGGCGCGUACGAAAGCAAAUUUCGCCCCCGUCGACAACGACGGGUUCUCAAUCAUCGAAUGUCGCGGCACAAGGGAUGGAUGUCUCAAGUAUAACAAACGGUCAGGGUUCAGGUGCAGCACCGACGUUUGCUUCGCCGGAUUAUGCCUCGUUGGAUUCUCUACCUUCUCCCACUUUUUCGACGCCUGGGUCGUCCUUAUCUUCCUCUUCCAAUCACAUCUUCCGGCCCUCGUCUAUCUUCUCCACAAUUAGCACCUUUAUCAGCGACACCAUUUCCUCGUCUUCGUCACGGCCAUCGGACUGGCCGCCCAUGGACGGCGUUCCUAGCGGCUCUUGGUCAAGCACAGACGAUACUCCUCUAUCUACCCCCGACCAGCUGCCAAUACCAUCUACAAUCACGCUCACCCCGACUCCUAGCCUCACUCUAGAACCGACACUAUCCGAAUCUACGCCAUCAUCACUAUCGAUGUCAGAACCCUAUGAGACGAGCGAAGAAUCGUCAUUUUCUAUGCCACCAUCUUCGUCUGUGCCUAUAUACGAACCCACAACUACUCAGGAAGAAUCUUCAUCGUGGUCGUACUAUGCCACACCUUCAUCGGAGUAUAUCCCGGACGAAAGCUCGGCUAGCUCGUCAGCCCCCUCGAGCUCAGUUUCGCGUUCCAGCACGGUCACCGAGGAGCCCACCACUUCGUCGCAGCCUCAAUCUACGACCUUUAUGCCUACCAUGCCUUCAUCUUCCAGCUAUCAGACCUCUGCCCCCCCUUCCCCCUCCGCGUCGCCAUCUUCUAGUUCGUCUAGACGUCCCAAUGUAACGUUAAUGCCAGCUCCUGCUCCCGAUAUCUCUUCGUUCACGUCCACCAGUUUCGAGUCCUCCACUCGCCGCCCUGUUACGACUGUCACUCAAUCACGAUUCACGACCCUUACGAUCACAACAGUCUUCACCAGCACGUACAGCGGCGGGAUGGAGACGACGGUUACGACUGUUAUUGAGACGGGCAUACUGCGCACUGACGUCCCUGCCCCGACUUCUGGACUUGCCAACAAUGUUAGUGCAAUUAUCGGCCUGACGCUAGGGGCAACAUUCGCUAUCAUUGGUGCAAUCAUCCUCCUGUUCUUUUGCUGUCGACGAUACCGCAGAACGCACAAGCGGGGCGAUAGCGCAGAGCAUCUGAACCCUCAACGCGAGUGGAGAUCGCCCCUCCGCGAUGAAGAGGAGGGCGGGAAAGGUUUCUUGUACGGUGCCUCCGCUGUCGCCUCCAGGAUUGGGAGGAAGCUGUCCAACCGGAGCAUGCCUUCGAAUGAGGGCACUUUCGUCGCUGAAGACAUGCGAAGGAACGACGAACGCGUCCAUGGGAGGCGCAGCGAAAGCACGGAAGGAGUCCAUUCAACGUUCCCUCCACCGCUCAACGCAUUCAACGCCCCUCCACCACUACCUGGUAUGGAGGACAUGGGCGAAGGUCCUACCAACGAGGAGCUUGGCUACCUGCCGAGCAACCCCUCCUCCACAGCUCACGACCACACUGACAGUGCAGCCGUAGCAGCGGUAUAUGACUUGUCAGGUUCGAAGUCGCCGUCGACGACGAGCAAGGCUGGGCACGCAACAAGUUCGGCUUCCCUGUUAACCUCGGCUCACGGUUCUGUCGAAGGUGGUCGCUCUAUGAGCACCAGGAAACGCGUGUCCUUGCCAGGCCCUCGCCCUCUUCCCGCCAGUCGGAACACUAAACGACACAGCUCGACACCCCCUGUAUCAUUCCCAAUGCACGGUGAACCUCAAAGCAACGAGAUGUCCGAGAAGGGCAGUCUGCGCGGCUUGCUGGGCCGCUUAGGCAAACGACGUGGCUCGGCGGGAAGUUCAAUGACCGUCAGGCCCACCCCAUCCUCCUCUCAGAUUCAGAUCCAUAAUCCCUUCGGAUCUUCCGAGUCGUUAGAGGCGGCGAGUCUCGCAGUACCCACUCCCGCUCACACUCUUAGCGGGAGGACGCCCCCGUCGUCGUUCCUAUAUCCGUCGAACGCGGCCUUCAUGCAGCCUGGAAGCUCUUCAACUCCACCUCCGCUCCUCACCUUCCCUCGCGGUGUCACGGGGAACGGUUACGUCCAAGAAAACCAGCCAGUCGUCUCUCCAGCGCCUCCGCUUUGGCCUACCUUCACUCUCCCCCCGCCUCCGUCCCCGACUGACGACAGUGCUAGCGUCGUCAAGGAAGGCCUGUUGCACCCAAGACUGAGCAUGGCUCCGUCGGAAUCGUUCAUUGCGAGUCGGACUAGUUUUGACGACCACGAAGACUACUCAAGACCCAUCGGAGGAGUGCUGAUCAGAGGCCACCGCCUAAGUGCAAAUACGUUGGAGCGCGGCUCGAGCAUGUCCUCUUUUGGAUCAAAGAACACUGAGCCGAAACCCUAG